This is a messenger RNA of Clunio marinus, 288 nucleotides long. The record is from the annotation of a GenBank genome assembly. Lineage: Eukaryota; Metazoa; Arthropoda; Insecta; Diptera; Chironomidae.
AUGAAUGACAAAAAUAGAAAUCGUUUCCUAGCAUUCCCGAAAGCAGAAUGUCCUACUUCUGAAAUGAUAAGUGUUUUCUCAAGUAUAGAAAUACAAUCAACGAUAGUAUCUCGGGGCUUUUUAUCACAGACCAAAGCAUGGGAAAAAAAUAAGAAAAGAAAGCGUGGGUGGGUCGUCAAUAACAGUAAUGUUUGCGAUAAUCUUUAUUGGAUCUUUGAUGUGAAUUCUCAAAAGGACCAUAAACUCGUUGGCCUCAAAACUGAUUACAGAACUCAUUACAUAUGUUGA